UUGCCGGGGAGAAAGUAACAUGGUGGCCGCUUCCUCCCCAAACAGGAGCGGCGGCGGGUCCGGAGGCUCCUGAGGAGGCGGCGGGCGCGGGGAAAAGCUCCGGGCCGGGAGUGCCGGAACCGUUGAGGCGGACGAGGGGCGCCCGGUGGCGGCUGUCGGCGAGCAAGCCGGCGGCAGGAAGUACUGACAUAACCAUGAUAGAAGACAAAGGUCCACGAGUGGCUGACUAUUUUGUAGUGGCAGGGCUCACUGAUACAGAUACUGCAACCCUCCUGGACCAAGAAGUAAGCCGACAUGAAACAAAGUCAACUGGUCCAAAGGCUCCGAUUACUGACAUUGCUGUGAUAAUUAAGUCAACUGGUGAAACUGUCCCAGAGGGAUACACCUGUAUUGAAGCCACCCCUACAGGCCUUCAAGCCAACUUAAACUAUGGAAGUCUAAAGAGUCCUGAACUUUUUCUUUGCUACAAGAGAGGCCGGGACAAACCACCUCUAACUGACAUCGGAGUUCUGUAUGAAGGGAAGGAACGCAUCAUUUCAGGCUGUGAGGUGAUUCAAGCUACUCCUUAUGGUCGUUGUGCUAAUGUUAAUAACAGUUCAGCUUCUUCUCAACGGAUCUUUAUCACGUACCGAAGAGCUCCUCCAAUACGACCUCAAAAUUCAUUGGCAGUGACAGAUAUCUGUGUUAUUGUUACCAGCAAAGGAGAAACCCCUCCUCAUACAUUCUGCAAAGUUGAUAAGAAUUUAAAUUGUGGAAUGUGGGGUUCCAGUGUAUACCUUUGUUACAAGAAGUCUGUGCCAGCUUCUAACUCUUUAGCAUAUAAAGCUGGCUUAAUUUUCAGAUAUCCUCAAGAGAACUAUGAGUCAUUCCCACUGUCGGAAUCUGUACCUCUCUUCUGCCUUCCUAUGGGAGCUACUAUUGAGUGCUGGGACCCUCAAACCAAAUAUCCACUACCAGUGUUCUCAACAUUUGUACUGACCUGCUCUUCUGCAGAAAAGGUUUAUGGUGCUGCUAUUCAGUUUUAUGAGCCUUAUCCCCGGGAGCUGCUAACAGAAAGACAACAAUUGCAGCUGGGUCUUGUGACAGCUGUAGAGAGGAAAGUGGUUACUUCCAAGUCCAUCAAUUCCAACAAAUGCAUCUGCCUUCUCUCACAUUGGCCUUUCUUUGAAGCAUUUAGAAAAUUUCUUAUGUUCAUCUACAAACUCUCUGUCUCUGGACCUCAUCUACUUCCCAUUGAAAAGUACAUAUCCCAUUUUAUGCACAACAUACCUUUCCCUUCACCACAAAGGCCAAGAAUUCUUGUGCAGCUUUCUGCCCAUGAUGCAUUAAUAUUGUCUCAGCCAGUUUCUACACCAUUGCCAUUAAGUGGAGCAAACUUUAGCACUCUGCUCAUGAAUCUUGGACCGGAAAACUGUGCCACUCUGUUACUCUUUGUAUUACUAGAAGGCAAAAUCCUCCUCCAUUCUCUUAGACCAGCUGUGUUGACAGGAGUUGCUGAAGCUGUAGUAGCUAUGAUAUUUCCAUUUCAGUGGCAAUGUCCAUAUAUCCCUCUCUGUCCUUUGUCUCUGGCCACCGUACUCAGUGCACCUCUUCCAUUUAUUGUUGGAGUUGAUUCACGAUACUUUGAUCUGUAUGAUCCACCGCAGGAUAUUGUGUGCAUUGACUUAGACACAAACAUGGUGUACAUAUCGGAUGAUAAGAAGAGCACCAACUGGAAGCAGUUCCCUAAGAAGCCAUGUAAAAGCCUGCUUAGCACCUUAAAGAAACUGCACCCACAGCUGGCAGCAGUUCACAGGAAAACUCAAGAAGGCUCUGCAGUGGAAAUGACUCCUAUAGAGGCAGAUUUCUCCUGGCAGAAGAAGAUGAUAGAACUUGAGAUGGAGAUCCAGGAAGCUUUCCUCCGUUUCAUGGCAUCUAUUUUAAAGGGUUACAGAACAUUCCUCAAGCCAAUCACGCAGGCGCCUUCAAAGAAAGCAACUGCUGCUGAUUCCUUGUUUGAUCAUCAAGGAUUUUUAAAAAGCAGAGACCGUGCCUAUACAAAGUUCUACACACAUCUCACCAAAACACAGAUAUUCAGCCGCUUUAUUGAAGAGUGCAGUUUUGUGAGUGACAAGGAUACUGGCUUGGCAUUUUUUGAUGACUGCAUAGAAAAGCUCUUUCCAGAUAAAGGAACAGAAAAAGGAGAGAAGGUUGAUGUAGAUUCUGCUGAAGAUGCGCGAUUGAUUGAGCUUGAUGAGUCACAAAAAAGUGAACACACAGUGUUCAUAAUGCCACCAGAACCUCCUGCUGAUGAUGGACAGGACCGAGUGCCUAAAUACAGCUAUAAAAACUUCCCACGACUAGAUUUCAAGCUCUUUGACAGGCCACAGGAGCUCAAGCUCUCCUUCAGCAGACACCCAGCUGGAAGCAGCAUUUCAAAUAGUCCAGCACUCAUGGCAAAGAGGACAAAACAGGAGAUAAAAACAGCCCAUAAAUUAGCCAAGAAGUAUUACGUAAGCCCCCCACAGUGGGCUAAGUGCCUCUUCAGUCAUAGUCACAGCCUGUGGUUUAUUUGUCUGCCAGCCUACAUCAGAGUUGCACAUCCCAAGGUCAAAGCACUGCAGCAGGCAUACGAUGUUCUAAUUAAAAUGAGGAAAACUGAUGUGGAACCACUAGAUGAGGUCUGCUACAGAGUUGUAAUGCAGCUCUGUGGACUGUGGGGUCAGCCAGUUCAGGCCGUGAGAGUCCUCUUUGAAAUGAAAAAUGCUGGAAUACAGCCCAAUGCCAUCACCUAUGGUUAUUACAAUAAGGCAGUUUUAGAGUCUCCUUGGCCUAGCAGUAACCGCAGUGGCAUAUUCCUGUGGACAAAGGUACGAAAUGUAGUUCGUGGCACAGCACAAUUUAGGCAGUGCUUAAAGAAAUCAACGCAGAGCCCACGAGUACCUGUGAUAUCAGCUCUGCGGAGUACCACGGGUGGAAGUGAUGGGGACAUGGUGAGCCAUGGUAGCGUGGAUAGUUCUAAUGAUGCUAACAGUGGGGAGCACACUGUCUUCGUCCAUGACUUAGUCAGGCUUGAUUCCAUUGAUAAUCACUCUAGCACAGGUGGUCAGUCAGACCAGGGCUAUGGAUCCAAGGAUGAACUUUUAAGAGAUGAUGGGGAUAGUCUUCAUGCAACUGAAACACAAGUAGAGAAAGAUAUUUCUUCUAAAGCUGAAGACCUAAUAGGAGAGGUUUGUAUUGAGAAAUCUGAUGAAAAACAACAGCUGAAUAUAGACACUCACAGUCCAACAGACCCACCUGCUUGGGGUAACAGUAUCGUGAAAGUUCCAUCUGGCAUUUUUGAUAGCAGUUGGAGGAAGAACAGUGCUGAAACUGGUACUAGCCCACUGUUCAUAACUCAGGAUUCAGUUGAAGAUGUAGUCUUUGGUGAUGUUUCUCCUAAGAAAACAAGUGAAAAAGGACAGAAGAGGCAGAAACUGUUUUCAGAGAGAAGCUGCAGUUUCAGCAGUGAAAGCAGAGCAGGAAUGCUGCUGAAAAAAGGCAGCUUGGACUUGCAUUCUAAAGAAAUGGCAAUAAUGAUGGGAGCAGAUGCCAAGAUCCUAACAGCAGCUUUGUCUGGGGCCAAAACUUCACCUUGUCAUAUGAAUAAAUCCCACAGCUUUGAAAGUAUUGUUGACCAGCAGGUUCAUGGCAUAAGUGGCACUUAUGAGAGUGACUGGGAAUUGGAGCGUAGGUCUUCGCCAGUGCUGGAAGAACCUGGGGAAGGGCAGGAGCAUCUUGAGAAUGGGAGAGAUGAAAACAUGACCACAGUGGAAGACAUGAACCUUGAACAGUCAGCUGAGUCCAAAAACCAGAAACCAGAAUCCAAAGAUACAACUACUAAAAGGAAUAGCUUUUAUGGAGUUGUUAAGCCUAUCGAAAGGGAAGAUGUUGAAGUAGGCUUGGACCCUUUGUCUUUGCUGGCUACUGACAGCAUGGAAACAAGGCAUCCAGAGGAUGCUGAGGAAAAGUUGAUGUCACCAGUUGCAGCACGUAAUUUAGCAGAUGAAAUAGAGAGCUAUAUGAAUCUGAAGAACCCAUUGGGUAGUAAGUUUCCCAGCAUGGAACUGCACAAACCAGAUACAAAAGCAGAAGUCUCUGGUACACUUGGUCACUCCCAUGAAAGGAGGUCAAGCCUGCCUUUGGAUCCCAUCCUGCCAUCCCCCAAGUCUUACGAAAAUCGGAGAAGUCCUUCUGUUUCCAGAUCCAAAACAUUCACUGGACGACCAAAGCAACAAACUCACCCACGAGUUCAAAAGGAGCGGUCUUCAUCUUUGACAGGACUGGGUCGUUCUUCUCCACAUGGCUCAUUAGGAUCCGUCGUAACAACUUUAUCCAAUCUGAAGUUAGACAAUAUACUGUCUGGACCAAAAAUGGAUGUUCUGAAAUCAGGCAUGAAGCAGGCUGCCAAUGUGGCCAGUAAGAUGUGGGGAGUUGUAACUUCAGCAUAUAGUUACUCAGACGAUGAGGCAAAAACCAAUCGACCAGACUUUAACUUCCCUGCUGGUUUUGAAGAUAAUAUUUUAGGAGAUAAUCUGUCAUCAAGACCUGGAGUCCCAGGGCUGAUUACGAAUGAGCUUGCACAAAGCACUACUAGUCUUGGCAGCAGCAAUAGCAGUGGAGAAGCAGGAAGACAGCAUUACAGUGCAGGUGAAGUUUCAUUCCCAAGAAGUACAAAGGUUCUAGAGUCUGAGAAGUCAGAGCACAGCUCUUCACAUAAUACUAGUUUAUCCAGCAUUUUCCAGAACUAUGCGAUGGAGGUAUUGAUGUCAAGCUGCUCUCAAUGUAGAGCUUGUGGUGCUUUGGUGUAUGAUGAAGAAAUUAUGGCUGGAUGGACAGCAGAUGAUUCAAACUUGAACACUACCUGUCCUUUCUGUACAAGUACCUUCCUGCCUUUACUUAAUGUUGAAUUUAAAGACCUACGUGGCUCUGCAAGCUUUUUCCUGAAGCAAAGUACCUCAGGAGACAGUUUACAGAGUGGUACCCUUCCAUUAGCCAUGGAUCCCCUGGGGCAGAAACUGUUGUCCAGUCCAGCUGUUGCCGACUUGAUCAGUUUUUCAGAUCACCCACAGUCCAGCCACACCAUAGCUGAAGAAACUAGCUCUGCAGCUGAGCAGAGUGAUGUGGCAGAAGAAGAGAGUAAAGAUCCCAGAACCAUGAAGACAUCUGCCAAUAAUCCACCAAAAAGGGGAGUGUCCUUGACUCGGAGCCACAGUGUUGGAGGUCCACUGCAAAACAUUGAUCUUUCCCAGAGACCGUCUCAUGGCAUUUCAACAGUUAGUCUUCCAAAUAGUUUGCAAGAAGUUGUGGAUCCUUUAAUAAAAAGACCUAACCCUCUCCCCGUAUCUGUACCCUACUUGAGCCCUUUGGUACUACGUAAGGAGCUUGAAUCACUGUUGGAAAAUGAGGGAGAGCAAGUAAUUCACACAUCCAAAUUCAUCAAUCAACACCCCAUAAUUUUCUGGAAUCUAGUUUGGUAUUUCCAACGGUUGGAUCUACCUAGCAACUUACCUGGACUCAUUCUAACAUCUGAACACUGUAAUGAUGGAGUGCAGCUUCCUUUGACAUCUCUUGCUCAAGAUAGCAAGCUAGUGUACAUCCAGCUUCUGUGGGACAAUAUCAACCUUCACCAAGAGCCGGGGGAGCCCCUGUAUAUGUCUUGGCGAAAUCUCAAUUCUUCUGAAAAGAGACCCUCCACAGUGGCAGAAGAUCAGCAGGCAACUAACACGUUGUUGGAGAACAUCAAACUAUGUAUUCAAAACAAUAACGUUGAUAAACCAAUCAGCCUCCUUGUACAGAAAGUUAAGCCAGAUGUGAAACGACAGAGGAGUUUUUACAGAGAAAUUCUUUUCCUGUCUCUGGUGUCUCUUGGAAGAGAGAACAUUGACAUUGAGGUCUUUGAUAGUGAAUACAGACUUGCACAUAAAAAUUUACCAAAGGAUGUUCUUGAGAAGAUGCAGAAAAUAGAUGCUCCACCAAGCAGCAGAGUUGAGUGUUGUAGGAAGUGCUUUGGAGCACCUUUAAUAUAAAAAUGACAAGAACACGCGCUAAACUUCAGUGAGACAAAAGAACCAGGAGUAUGAUGAUAUAUAUGCAUAUAUAUAAUAUAUACACUUUGAAUCCAAAAAGGUGAUAAUUGAGCAAUUUGUCAAAGUGAUUUCAUUGAGCUACAACAUAUAUUCUGUCUUUCAUCUCAUGAGACACAGUGUAAAGUACGUUAAAAUGUUUUAAAACUAUAUUAACAGGGUGAGUUGGUUUCAGUGAUUGAUCUGCCUUUUUUUCCUGUAUAUACUUCUGCUUUUCCUUCCUCAAAUCUUUCCCUCAGAGUAUUAAGUUGUUCAAAAAGGUGAUGAUUAAACAGCAGCCUAUAGUUGGUGACUUUCUUCAGAGCCACCAAUACUUGUGUAUUUUAAUGAAAUACCUUUCCUGGCACAGAAUAUUUAAAUUCUUCACUACUUCUUUAAAAUGACCUUUACAUAAAAGAGGGAUUUUCUUACUGGUGUACAGUAUGUUUGUAUGAAUGUAAAUAUUUGAGACCUUGGAUUGAAAGUUGCAAUGCAGUUGCUUUUGUCAGAUCACAGUACCUAAAAUUGCUACCCUUCUCUUGGCCCGUGUCCCAAUCAGCAUUCUCAAUUGUCUUUGGCUGACCUUUUCACAAUGUAUGUCUAUAGUUGUAGAAACCAGAAACUUACACUAGCUUUCCGGUAUUGUCCAUCUGACAAAUUAAAGAUCCUGUGAAUGUCCUGCUGCUUUCUCCAAAAGAAUUAUAGGCUUCUACACUAAGCUGCUCAGAAAUGGAUGGCUUUCUAAAAAAUAGAUAGGAAGCUUAAAUGGCAUUAGGAUACAUACAAGGUUUGUCAACAGAUACUGUCUGAAAAAAUUAUGCUUUAUACUGUAUGCAUGUAUGGUUAAAAAGUUUCUUUUUCCUAGAAUCCUUUAUCACCCUCUCUUAUGGUUUAAGGCUAGCCUGUGGGUUAAUUGUUUUGCACUGACAGUCCAAAUUCAAUAUUUCAAUUAAAAUAUAUUUAUAAAUGUGUAUAUUAGCACAAAUGAAGUGCUUGAGUGUAUGAUCUGAAAAGAUGAAUCCGUCUUUUGGAUUGCUUCUAGUAGAUAAGACACUUCCUCACCUCACAGAUCUAAUUGACUACUGUAGUCACAGUCUUGGUGAGAAGAGCCUGGAUACUGGUCAACAGUUUAAAUGUUUCUGUUACUUGAGGAAUAUGAUAAGAUUUAUUCCAGGUUUUUUGCUGAAAUUUAAUGGCAUGGCUUUUCUGAUGGAGUUAUUCCUAGAGAAAAAAAGAGUAAGAUUUGUAGCAUGUUAAAGGAGCAUAGCUGAAACUAUAUUUGCAUCUGAGUAUGAAUGUAUUUACUUCAUACUACUCUUUUAUUAAAAAUUUUCAUUCUUGAAAAUGAUGAGGGAUGAAUAUCUGUCUGGAACAGCUUCUACAUGAAACAACAAAACCAACUUUUGUUUUUUCAUGAGGCUAAAACAAAGGAUUUGCACUAUUUGUGACAAAAUACAUUUGCAUCAUAGACUGAUUUGCUUGUAUUUUGUCUAAAAGUGCUGGUCCUAAAUUAAUAUGGGGAUAUUGCCUGGACAGGUUCUCUCCUGAUGAAAAUAUUAUGCUUUCUUAACAAUUAAAAGCGAGAAAGCACACACUUUUUUUUAAUUCUUUAUUCUUUGGGUUUAUGCAUGGUUGCUUGCAGAUAUCUGACCUACAUCACAAUGGAAGUGUAGAGCUUGAUUCUUCCUAUUUUCCUCUCUUCUCCUAUUACAUAAUUGACAUGCGCGGUUCCAUCCUUUUAAAGCAAAAGUCUCUCUGAAGCAUUCAUCCAAACAACUUCUACAAAUCAAACGGCAAUUUUUCUUGUAUAAUUCUAUACUGAUCUUAAACAUACAGCUAGACAAAGACAAUUAUUUGAGUGUUAAGUGGACAAACCACAUGAUUAUGUGAUGCAUCUUGCAAGGAAUCAAGUUUUAGUUAUUCUUAAAUUAUCACAGCUGAUUAAAUUACAAAGAAAAUCUGUCACAACAGACAAUCUGGGACAAGACAGUGAGUGCUGUUUUAGAUAACUGCUGACGUCUAAAUUGUUUUAAACCAUUGUAAAUAAUAUUAUUAUAAACUAAAUUCUGUAAGCAGAUCACCUUCACUUCAAAAUAACCUUCCCAUCUGUUGCUGAAAAUAUAGAUUAAUCAGGCAGUAGAGUUGUAGAAACAGCAAAGCAGAUUGUGUCACAGCAUCUAGUGCUAAAUGUUAGACUUUCCCCAGAUAUAUACACUAAACAAAAAAUCCCCUAAAUCCUGAGGGGGAAGAGGACAGCUGUGGGAUUGAACUUGCUUUGAUUUGCUCCUGCAUAUUGGCGUUUCUGUACACUACAAAUUAACUUUGAUUCCUGUUGUAUGUACCUGGAUUUCAAGGUGGUAGAAAGCCUACAUGUAAUUACUUGAAAUCUUGAAUCUGCCUAUUGAAAUUAAUUCUUUAAUAUAGAAUGACAAAAGUAAGCGCUUACUCUUUAUUAAUUUGGAUUUUUUCAGUGCUUGGUUUUUAAUAGCUAACUAAUCAGCUGGUUCUUGAAUGAAAUCUGUAGUUCAAAUGAAAAGGGAGAUCUCUGACAAUUAUUUGUUUGUUAAGCUUUCAUCUAAGGAGAUGCUUUUUUUGCGGGGGGGGGGGGGAAAGGUUCACAAAAAUCUGAAAGGAAUUAACUGAGUGCUUUUUCCCAGUUGCUUUCUCUCCUUUCAAAUGCAUAAUGGCACUUGCUGUUCUUCCUUUGACUUUUAGGUCUCCUCCUACAAACAGGUAGAGACUGCAGGUUUUCCUACACAAACUUUCUGAGGCGUAGGCUUCCCUAAUUUGAAUGCUGAAAGAACUAUGAGCAUGCAUAAGAAAAAGGCAUGACAUAAAGUAUCUUAGCAUGGUGCUAUACUUGUAUGGUUGAAAAUCUGGCCAAAAAUAAACAGGGAAAAGUCUUCAGAAGUUUUUGUUGUUGUUGCUGUUAUUGGGCUUUUCUUUUUUUUUUUUUAUUUGGGUGUGUUUUGUUUGUUUGUUUUCAGAGCAUUGCAAACACUUGUGCAGUCUUUCUGAAAAUUUGGUGCACCAAAGGUGUCGUAAGUUCUUCUCUGCAAGUUAGUAACAGUGUGAACUUCUCGGGCUGCAUAAGAAUUACUUAGUUACCUGCAAAUGCUUCUAAUUUGUUUGACACCUCACUCCUAGUAAUCCAAAUUUGUCUGAAUCCAUAAUGCAUGAAUGAGCUGGACAAAGUGCUGUGAAGAAGGGGUGUGGAUAAGCUUGAUGUUGGUUCUGUUUUCCUUUCAGUGCAAGCAGAAAAAGGAGCAUUUUGCUCACUCGCAAAACUCUUGCCUCUAAAUACUCUUUCUAGUAGCUCAACAGACAGUGUUUGGGAAGAGAUGGCUCUUCUGUGUGUAUUUUGGAAUUCUCAUGUAUAAACGUGAAGAAAAUGGUUGCAGAUCAGUAUUAACUUCAUCACCUGCAAUGCGUGCACAAAGCGAGGGUCUAAGCCAAACUGAUUAUGUAUGUGGAUGCAAACUGUUAAUGAAUUUCAGGUGAGCCCAAGAACUCAGAAAGUUUGUGUUGGAAUGACAAUGAUCCCAGAGAAGAUUCCUUGAAUUGUUGCCCUAAGGAUGUUGAACUGCAGUCAGUUAUGCGGAGGAGAUACUUUACUGCACCUUUCACCCAGCUGUAAAACGGUUACAUAUAGCUUCUGUGCUCAUAUCAAAAUAGCUAAUUUUUGUAAAAUUAAAACAACAAAUGGGGUCUUAAAGGUUUAAAAUCAGGAUUCUUAAGUGACAAAGUUUUUCUUUAUGAAUUAUAAAUAUAUUCUGGCACAUUACUAAGAUAUAACAAUUUUCAAAACCCUGUAGGUAUAGGAGACAGAUGGGGCCACAGUAUUGGCACAGUAAUAGGUACCAGCUUUAACAUGCGACUAGAAACAUCUGUAUGUUACUUGUAAUUAUAUCCUGUCUUCACAUUUUAUAUAACUCAAGUUUAGACAGUACAAUUUCAAUGGAAAAUAUUGUGUAUGUGUUUCAAACAAAAUUAAUUUGUUUUGCAAGUAACUUAGUCUUGUUCCUAAUGGAAUUUCACAUUGGUUAAGCUCAAGCUACGUUGCACUUGUGAAUGAGUAAUUUUAUUCCAUUUUAACUGUGAAUUAAUGGCUUUUUGUGUUGCCGCAGCUAGAAGAAUAUACCUUUCAUUGUUUACUGCUUUCCUUGAAUAACUGCAACAUAGGGGAUAUUUUCAAAAUGUACAUUAAAUUAGAUCAUAGAAAUUAUAUUUUUAAAACAAAUUGUUAAAAUAUAAGUAACUGAAGAAUCCACUCAGUAGUUUUAUCUUUUUAAACUCUUAAUUCAACAAUUAUUUCAAUACAGAUAACUUUAUUUCAUUAAAUGGUAACCAGGUCAUGUUAUUCACAUAACUGUAUGUUUUUGACAACAGUUCUUUCUCUUCUAACUAAUAAAAACCUUCAGGUGCCUUCUGUGUAUCAGCUCUUCUUUAUGGACCUUUUUAAAAAACAAACACACACCCUUGUAACUUUUAAGCCUGGAAACUGAAUGGUUGGAUUGGACUCUAGUUCUGUAUUCUACUGUGCUGUAUAUUGUGAUGCAUAUGAGGAGAGAAAUGGAUGGGGGUUUUAUUUGUUCUUUCAGUCUGCAUCAAUCAAUGGUGCAAAUAAAAGGGAUUGUUUGCUGUUUUUAGAAGCACAUUAAACUCCUUUUAGGAGCUUAAAAUAAACUAUAUUCUAAUGAGGAUGAAAGGAUGUAGUGUGAAUAAAUUAUGAUUUUAAGUGAGCUGGGAAGUUUUCUUUAAUGCAAUAAAAUUUGCACUGGUUUAGAGACUGUUUUGAACUGUUGAAAAAUGGCAUUCAUUUACUGUGCUUUGAUUAACAAGUGUUUCUCUGUAAUGUUUUUGUACAUUUGACAAAGGUUUCUUGAGUUUAAAAGGGCACUCUGCAUAUUCUGAAUUCUGUAUAGAUAUCCUAGACUAAGAAACAAUUUUUAAUGUAUUUCCCAAAAUAAAUAAAAUAUGUAUGCAUCCUGUGUAAAAAAAAAAAAAAAAAAAUCUCAAUUGUUCAGCUUUUUUUGCCAUUGGAACUUACCUGCUUGAUCAAACUUAAUCUUAAAUGCAAUUUCAGCCUAUAGUUGGGCAAAAGCAGAGACACGUGACUGCCUUUUUUGGGAAUUGUUUCAUUGUACGUCACUGACUUACGAGUGGGAAAGAGUGGGAGCAGUUGGGGCAGGGGAGAGGGAAAGAAAAGAUGGGAUUCACUUUUAGAUAUUUGGUUAAUGAGAGAGGAUGGGUUUGUGGCACCUUAACCAAGCCAUGGGGACUGGCAGAGGUAAAAAAAAAAUUGAAAAACAGGCUGAGGGAGGCAGAAUCCAUGCAGGUUUUGUUCACAGGGAAGUGGUGGACCCUGGCUUCCUGACGAUAGAGUUGCUGCUGUCUGCUGACCAAGACAAGCACCGUUAACCAGUGGGUGGUUGUACUUGGCAGAACAUUUCCCGGGAGUUCUAUUGUCUCAGUGGCUUUGUAACAGGGGCACAGAGGGAUGCUUUCAGUGAUGCAUCCUAGCUUGCAAGAGACACCGAUGGACCUCCUCCUUCAUCACAUACUUGCAGGUUUACAUGCAGUUUCCAGAUUUUUUAUUUUUUUCUUUUAUGGGGUAGGGGACAGGUAGAGGAGUGAGGCUGGGAUGAAAUUUAAGCAGUAGAAACUGCCAGUUACGGUCAAGGGCUUCACAACUGAGUAUCUUUCAAACAGGUAUGGCAGUCAGUUCAUUGAUCUGUUAGUAAAAAUAAUACUGGACCCAAAAGACCUCUCUCUGAAGAAACUGAUACACAUCACUAACUGGCCACUUGUGAAGAAGAUUCAUAGUAAGCUCAUCUUUUCAGGCCUGUUUUUAGGUAUGGAGCUCAGGGACAGUCUUUUGGACUUUUAUAAUCUUGUCGGCAUCAGGACAACUUUGCUUGUUUUGCUCUGACUGUUUCUGUCACUGCUGUCUUUUUAAUAAUGCUGCCUGCUAAAAAUAUUACACUGCCUUCCUAAUAUGCUGGCUCUAGCAUGGCCUAUUGAGAGAGGAGGCUGAAGGAGGGAGGGUGAAACAGGAACAAAAACCUGCAUUUGAGGAAUCCCCAAAGCAGCACGAGCACCGAAUUCGGGUUUGAAGCUGUAGGAAGAGGGAACUGCUGUCUCCUGUGCCAAGAUCAGGUGGGAAACUUGAGAAAAUGUGAUGGUAGAAGGCAAUAGCAGAAGGACCUUUCUUAAGGAAGCUCUCUGCUCCCUCAUGUGUUCAGAGCUACCAUCAGAAUAGUCAUGGGUGGUAGUUCUCAGCUGUGCAGAGACAAACUUCUACUGUCUACAAAGAGGAGUAAAGGAAGAGUCACUAACUUGCCAAGCUGGAGAAAAUCUGAUGGGGUCCAACAGGAAACACAAAGGUCCUGCCUGUGGGUAGGAAUAACCCCAUGCACCAGUGCAGAUUGGGGCAGACCAGCUGGAGAGCACAUGCUGGUGAGACAUGCUUGGGUCUGGGCUGCGUCCAAGCCUGGGCUGACCAGUACAAGAGAGGCUUGGACAUCCUGGAAUGACUCCAGUGAAGAGC
Messenger RNA from Grus americana (Whooping crane), 12633 nucleotides. RefSeq names its product DENN domain containing 4C (gene DENND4C). The coding region runs from base 195 to 6047 and encodes 1950 amino acids. The transcript has 33 exons. Gene Ontology annotation, molecular function: protein binding. Lineage: Eukaryota; Metazoa; Chordata; Aves; Gruiformes; Gruidae. Gene Ontology annotation, biological process: regulation of Rab protein signal transduction. The record is from RefSeq and is a predicted model, not a curated record. Gene Ontology annotation, cellular component: cytoplasmic vesicle.